Messenger RNA from Toxorhynchites rutilus septentrionalis, 4347 nucleotides. It is a transcript of the gene Maf1, whose product is annotated as repressor of RNA polymerase III transcription MAF1 homolog. The transcript has 3 exons. Bases 1164 to 1850 code for a protein of 228 amino acids. Gene Ontology annotation, biological process: negative regulation of transcription by RNA polymerase III. Gene Ontology annotation, cellular component: nucleus. NCBI's taxonomy places the organism in Eukaryota, Metazoa, Arthropoda, Insecta, Diptera, Culicidae. Gene Ontology annotation, molecular function: RNA polymerase III core binding. The record is from RefSeq and is a predicted model, not a curated record.
UUUAUUCCUUCACUUCAGUUAAACGCUUCGCUAUAUAUCGGAUUGCAGAAAAUUUUCUCACAAGUAAAAUAGCAGCAAAACAGUUUAAAUCGGUCGUAAAAUUUAGCCAAUUAUUAUGUAAAGUAGAGUUUUGAGUGUUGCGACGCAUCUUGUAGUAUUAUUUUUGUGCGUGGAACUCAAUCCCGAGGCGAAUAAGUGAAUUUAUUUCAUUGUCCCAAAGGGUUACGAAGCAAAGAUGACGGAAAAAUAUAAGUCCUCUUUAUACAUCUAUAUGUAGCUGUGGUAGAUUUGACCCUGCUAUACGAUUGUGUGCGUGAAGUGUAUUCCCAGACGCGAAAGUUCAAUUGCGUGUGUUGACAAAUAUUACGCGAUAAAUAUGCUUUGAAAGUGUGGGCUUAUGACUGAAUGAUUACGGACUCAAUGCAAGCCGUGAUUGUGAAGGCACCGUGGUAGUGUGAGACUAUUUUGUUCAAACGAAAGACGCUGAACCUUUUAAUAGGUUGGAGAUUGCCUUGUUUUUGUUUAUAGCAUCUCUGUCGUGGACGCAAAAGAUAUUUGAAGAUCUGAGGUAGUAGGAGGUGAAACUAGAAAUCAGAGUGGAACAAUUCCAACAAAGAAAAACUUUCUCUUGCGUAUCUGACUCCGGUUGACUUUAGCAACGAAGUUUACUCGACGCAACAGCGGUAAUCUCGUAGAAUUACCGCACGAUUUGAUUGAUAUUAAAUGUGCCCCCAGAGAACACAAAUCUACAGCAAUCGCCGAAUCGACACACCGAAGAUAUUGAAGAAAAGACUCUGUGUGCACCCUACGACCAUGUUCAGAAUCGCCAGAGUCAAUAAUAGUCUUAUAAGAGAGCGAUCGCCCAAGAUGGUCAAGUACUCGAUUCCACAGUUCUGUGCUCCGUUGAGUUCGCUUCACUGUUAAAUAAUCAACUUCCUUGUAGGAAGCAUCUUGUUGUAGAUCAACAACAUCUAAGCUUAGUUUUGUAAGCCAAAACUGCAUCGUUCGAGGGUGUAGAAAAUUGUUCAAAGUAAACCAACAUCUAAUACAUAAUUUACCGUCAUAUAAGCAAACAUUCACACAGUCCUACGAGUGGAAACAAGGCGAAAGGAAUAUCCCAAAAUCUUGACUAUUAUCUUGAAAACAACAUCAAACGAAUCAAAAUGAAGCUCUUGGAAAGUACCAGCUUUGAGGCGAUAAACAACGCUUUGCACAUCCAAACCGGGGACAGUACCAUCCAUGGUCGCAUCGAGAGUUAUUCCUGUAAAAUGGCGGGCAACGAUAAGGCUCUAUACAAACGUUUCACUUCGGAGCAGGCUCCAACCGAUUUGCAGGCCUUAUCGCCACCGCAAACACUGCAGGAUUUCUCGCCGCAAAUCUUCCGUAGCUCAUUAUCUGGAGACGAAGGUGCUACCCUCUGCGAUACGAUUUCACGCAAGACUUUGUUCUACCUGGUGGCUACGCUAAAUUCGGCAUUUGAACCGGAUUAUGACUUCAGUGACGCAAAGAGUCACGAGUUCAGUAAGGAGCCAUCGUUGCAGUGGGUACUCAACUCAAUUGAGAGCAAUCUCUCGGCGGUAGCUGGUGAACAGUAUCACAAGAUCCGUACCGCCCUCUGGUCCACCAUCGAGGAUGAAAUCUCGCUGAACGAUUGUGACAUUUAUAGCUACAAUCCGGAUCUCAACUCGGAUCCGUUCGGCGAACCCGGAUGUUUGUGGUCGUUCAAUUACUUUUUCUACAAUAAAAAGCUGAAGCGCAUCGUUUUCUUCACGUGCAGGGCCAUCAAUUCGGUUUAUGCAGAUUCUGGAUUCAGCAGUGAUUUUGCAAUGGAGGACGAGGAAUGCUACUAAAACUUGAAUCAACUAUUUUGCACUUUCGCCGCACAAUAUGUGAACAUUUAAUGAAAUAACUUUGCUACAUAAUAUUGAUGACCUUCAAAUAACCUUACCCGUUUGAGAAAACAAGCAAAGCCAGUAAUAUUCAAUGUAGACAAUUUGGUACUUUUCAUUUCAUUUCAACGGAAAAUAAUGGUUACUUUACUUAACGAGAAUUAUAUAUUAUUCCUUCAUACUUUCUUUUCAAUGAUUAAAUGCAAAACCGAUUAGGUCAAACAAUGAUUAAACGAUUUAUAUGCUUAGCAGCAGAUUUGCUGAUAGAAUACCCAAACAAUAUUUAAAGACAUUGGAUGGAAACACAAUUUUGAACAAUUUUUGCAAAACACCACACAGCACAGCAUUGUUACGUGAAGGCAGGUGAGAGCUGCGAAGUGAGAAUUUACGUAACCAUGAGUGCGCGAUGCUGGCAAUGCGUAACCAACUGGAAAACACACUUAUUUAGCGUUUAAGGCAUAUUGACUAUUAACGAAAUCAUACAUAUAUAGAUCUAGUACUUCAAAAAAAGUUCUUUGUUUUGUGAUUGCACUGGGUCGAAAUUUGGAUGCGUUUCUCGGGCAUAGCGAAUACUCACUGACAAAAAAAUUCCAUCAUCUACCAAACACUUAUUCAAAUGAUGAGCGCAAAAAAAUAUCGCUAGAGAGUGUCUGAAAAAAACAGAUAUCGAAACCAAGAAAUGCAUAUUCUACAUUUCGUCUCAGCCUGCAGUCGCCAGUUGGUGAGAUUGCCCCUGUUUUUGGUUGCCAACGAGUUGCUUUUCUUGGUAUGGUUUUGGACAAACAUAUAUCAAAUUGAAAACUAACAAACAAAAUGCGGAAAAGCUUCACUCCAGGAAAGUCAUAAAAAUUCGCCAGAAUACUGGAUUUCUCCUGGUGUGGAUAUUCGUUGGUGACCAUCAACAGUACAACAGUACACUCAGUAGGAUAGGGCGGACUUUUUUGGCUGUCAUCGGUCAGUCUACGGAACGCGAUGGCGGUACCGCACGUGAGAACUAUUCUUUUGACUGUACUCUGUGAUAUUAGAUCUUAAGAAAUCAUAAACACAAUUUGUAAAGGGCAACUGAAUUAAAAUGCUUCUGAAAAGUUUUCGCUUUAAAUGGAUAAAAACCUUUUUUUUGUACCGACACAUAGACAAAUACUUUGUCUGAUACUGACAUUUAUCUGAUCCCAACAUAUGAAUCUGACUAUAUAACGAGGAACGAUAUUUGCUUGUCGAGCAUAGGAAACCGUGGUACUCAUCUUAUUGUCAUCACCAUCAAUCGCUGAAGUACAAAAUUACUCAUUGUGAUAAGUAGCUUUAGGAAUAACAUAUCACGGUUAUCCUCGCGGCAAAAUAUAUAUCAAUACGAGAAGAAAAUCUGCCCCUGGAGCUCAAGAAUUUGACUCCUUGUGUAAUGAUGUGACGCAUAAAACCAAUUUAGGAUUUCACCUGAAUUUUCUGUUUCACAUCAAUUGAGUUCGAUUUGUAUUUUUGUUUUGUGCAAUUGGAGGUCAAAUCGAAUAAGUCAAUCAGUCAGUCAAUCAACGAUUGAAGUUAUAGAAAACCAACUUCCCAUAAUGUGAGCGCAUUGAACACAACCAAUAAUAACACCCAAAAAGGUCAAUCACCAUUACUCAGUUGAUUCCACGUCCGAACCAAACAUGGAAAUACACAUACAUCACGUGCUGUUGCUGCUUUAUGUUCGCUGCAGUUCUGACAUAAAAGCAAAAUGGAAACACGCGAUGGAAGCGAAUGCUUCCAUUCGGUGAUACACAAUGAAGCCCAAGGUGUCGACAACCUUUUCCGUUUAAUGUGUUUUCUGAGCGGCCGGCACCCGAGCUGAUUGCGCAAGAUAACAAAAUAUUUAAUUGUUGCGAGCCGUAUACAAUUCGAAUGAUCUCACAACACCGACGCCCCAACUUGCACUAAAAAUAUUUACCCGGUCGAUUAUUGAACCAGUCAUGUUUGAUUGCUACAAAACACCUCCACCAUACUGCAAUGGUGCCAGAAACGAUAAGAAGCAUGCGCUUGUAUAUCCACAUCUACUGAUAAAGACCAGUUUGUAAACAAAGCAUGUAAAGUAAGAUAAUAGGCAUCGAAGACAGGUAUUUCCAGUAGGGGCAGAAUAUCGGGCAAACGUAUCUUUUCAUGGUCGGACCAGCGGAAGCUUUCGGACUAAACACCCCUGAGUUUAACUAUUUUCUUUUACUUUGUGAUGGAUUUUCCGUAAUUAUUGUUCUUCACAUUUGUCCGUAAAUAAACGGUAAGACGAAACGCAAAUAUUUGCAAGAAAACAUUUAUAUUACUCACAUGAUUGUGCACCUUGGAUAAUAUGGUGAUAUAAUAAGGAAACAAUAUUUAUGUGUUUAGUAAUUAGUGCUGUUAAAGAAAGAACACAAGAAUCAUUACAAUGUUGUUUGAAUUAAUAGUUCUCUAUAAUAAACCUAUCUUUCUAAUAAUGAACGAUGAAUAAUCA